AUUAUGAGCCUAUGGACUUGGUGAUGAUGCUGCUAUUGGUUAUGUUGUAUAAUGCUGUUCACAGGAAAUUAAAUAUGUCUUAUUAUCUGGGUUGCAGAUAUGUAAAUUCAGUUAAGAGGCCAGUCUAUUGGUGUCUCUCUCAUACAUUACAAAGGGUGUCACAGCCUGUCACUAAUGUGUGGGAACCCUGGGGUCGCAGAAGAAAGUAGCUUUAUUAUGCAUGGGUAUUCAAAGCACAGCAGUCUACAUAGGAGCUACAGUGAGGAGAUCACAUGAGAUACAAGAGAUUACUUUGGAUUUGCUCUCCUGUCAUUGUUACAAGUGAUGCCCAGUAGUGCACUGAUUGAAGGUUGUCGCCGAAAAGGAUUAUUUUGUACACACAAGACAGAUUUUUUGUAUUUAUUUUGUUGACUGGUCAUGGAGGGUAAUGAAGAGUGGCAGAGGUUAGCUGACAUGAUCCAAAAUUGGAACAACAACCGACUGGACCUGUUUGAGAUCAGUCCGCCGUGCAAGAACUUACUGUUCCACGGAGUGAUGCGGUUCUACCUGGAGGACGGUGCAGGGGGUAACGUUGCCACCAAGUGUCUGCGGAUUAGCAGCGGCACCACCACUGCCGAGGUUGUUGAGACGCUGUCUGAGAAAUUCAGACCUGACAUGAAAAUGCUGAACACUCCUUAUUACCUGUAUGAGAUCCACCCCAACCAUGAACGUCAGCUGGACUUGAGUGACAGGCCCUUGGUUGUGCAGCUGAACUGGAAAACCCACAACAGAGAGGGUCGCUUCGUACUCAAGAAAAUGAAGGACAAUAUUACACAGAACAACAGCCCAGAAAAAAAGGAGAAGGGAGGCAUAAUACAGAACUUCAAAAGGACUCUUUCCAGGAAAGAGAAGAAGAAGGAGAAGAAGAUUGUAGAUGUUUUUAACCACCUGGCCACUGUGGUUGAGCCGACAAUGAAGAAAGAGAAUGGGCAGAUAUCAGCUUCUGUGGUUCUGGAGAAACCAUCGACCAACAAGGAUACUGUUUCUCACCUUGAGACAACAGAAUGCCCGGAAAGUUCCAGGAAGGGAGGCAUUAUAAAGCCUAUAGUCUGUAAGCAGAGCCAACAGGAUUACGGAACAUGGAAUGGAAGAGCUCAGGCAAAAACAGAACAGCUGGCACUUCCGGUUGGUAUUAAAUUCAGGGAAAAUUCAGAGGACGCUUUCCUCUCUGCAGUCAUGAACUACACCAACAGUUCCACUGUCCACUUCAAGCUGACCCCUGCCUAUGUGCUAUACAUGGCCGGGCGCUAUGUGCUCCACCGCCACCACAGUCACAAUCAGGACACAGCGCAUAGUCAUCUCCCCUUAGAGCACACACACAGAAUCACCGCUGCUGUCAACAAAAUGGUGGUCAUGACAGAAGUGGUCAUUCUGAAACAGAACUCCUUAGCUGGUGCUGUAGCCUUCUGGAUGGCCAAUGCCUCAGAACUCUUGAACUUCUUAAAGCAGGACAGAGAUCUGAGCCCCAUCACACUUCAGGCUCAGGAGAACCUGGAAAUUCUGGUGGAAAAAGCUUUCAAGUGUUUGAUCCAGUGUCUGCUGACUGAUCUGACCAGACACAUGCCAGCAUUCCUGAUUGAUCCAGAGGUCCAGAGUCCAUCAGCUACAGAAAUGGAGGGGGUACUAAACACCCUGACAGGUGCCAUGUCACUGCUGCGCCGCUGUCGAGUCAAUGCUGCUUUCACCAUCCAGCUAUUCUCACAGCUUUUCCACUCCAUAAGUGCAUGGCUCCUCAACAGGCUGCUGAGCACCAGCCCCCUGGGAGAGGCCUGCUCCCUGGGCCUAAGGUCCCACUACUGGGGGGCUACCCUACGACAGAGGCUUAGCCUGGUGGAAGACUGGGCAGAGAAGCAGGGUUUGGAACUAGCCGCUGACUGCCACCUCAGUCGCAUUGUACAGGCAACAAUGUUGUUGACCAUGAACAAGUACUCUAUGGAAGAUGUGCAAAACAUCCAGAAUACAUGCUUCAAGUUGAACUCCUUGCAGCUUCGAGUAUUGAUGACCAGCUACCUCUAUGCAACCAAUGAGCCCAGGAUUCACCCGGGUUUGAUUGACAGAGUGGUGACUGCUGCAGAGUCCAGUGCUGAUGAGGUGGUGCGUAGUGAAGGGCGGGACAUACAGCUGGAGGAGGGGCCAGACCUCCGCCUGCCCUUCCUGCUACCUGAAGAAGGUUACUCCUGUGACACGGUCAGAGGCAUCCCACAGGGCUUCAGAGACUUCCUGGAACCUAUCUGCCGCAAAGGCCUCUGCACUCUGAUCUCUCACCCUCACGCUGGCGGUUCUUGGAACAUCUUUUUCAACAGAGCAAAUAGUUCCUUUAUACAGGAUACAAACUCGCCACAGCAUACAGAACCUGAGGUUAGGAAAAUAAUACUGAGGAAACCCUUGAACAGCGGAAUGGGGAUCAGCAUUGUGGCGGCCAAGGGAGCAGGACAAGAAAACCUUGGAAUUUACAUCAAGUCUAUUGUCAAGGGAGGACCAGCAGAAAUUGGUUAGAAAACUGGAGGGAAAAU
This is a messenger RNA of Esox lucius (northern pike), 2552 nucleotides long. RefSeq names its product afadin. Gene Ontology annotation, cellular component: adherens junction. The transcript has 16 exons. Lineage: Eukaryota; Metazoa; Chordata; Actinopteri; Esociformes; Esocidae. Gene Ontology annotation, biological process: signal transduction; regulation of protein localization. The record is from RefSeq and is a predicted model, not a curated record. Bases 418 to 2535 code for a protein of 705 amino acids. Gene Ontology annotation, molecular function: cell adhesion molecule binding.